Molecule: messenger RNA, 4906 nt
Organism: Candoia aspera
Lineage: Eukaryota; Metazoa; Chordata; Lepidosauria; Squamata; Candoiidae
Gene: AARS1
Product: alanyl-tRNA synthetase 1
Exons: 22
Coding region: 109-3012 (967 amino acids)
Biological process (GO): alanyl-tRNA aminoacylation
Cellular component (GO): cytoplasm; mitochondrion
Molecular function (GO): alanine-tRNA ligase activity; ATP binding; nucleic acid binding
Source: RefSeq, a predicted model, not a curated record
GGGGGAGCGGUGUAAGAGCGAGGAGCUCAAGACGGCGUCCUCAGUGGCUCCCUCCCCCUCCAGUCUAUCCGCACAACAACCCUGUAAGUACUGAGCAGCAGUCUCACAAUGGAGACACUGACAGCCAGCGAGAUCCGCCAACGGUUCAUCAACUUCUUUGUGGAGAACCAACAUACCUACGUGCACUCGUCUGCUACCAUCCCUCUGGAUGACCCCACCCUCCUCUUUGCCAAUGCUGGCAUGAACCAGUUCAAACCUAUCUUCCUCAACACUAUUGACCCUUCCCAUCCCAUGGCAAAGCUGACACGAGCUGUCAACACCCAGAAGUGCAUUCGGGCUGGUGGCAAACACAACGACUUGGAUGAUGUGGGCAAGGAUGUCUAUCAUCACACUUUCUUUGAGAUGCUGGGCUCCUGGUCUUUUGGAGAUUACUUCAAGGAACUGGCUUGCAAGUUUGCUCUGGACCUGCUCACCAAAGAAUUUGGCAUCCCCAUUGAAAGGCUUUACGUGACUUAUUUUGGUGGCAAUGAGGCAGCUGGCUUGGAGCCUGACUUAGAUUGCAAACAAAUUUGGCUGGAUCUUGGUCUGUCGGAGAGUAAGAUUCUUCCAGGUAGCAUGAAGGACAACUUCUGGGAAAUGGGAGACACAGGGCCCUGCGGCCCUUGCAGCGAGAUGCAUUACGACCGGAUUGGGGGCCGAGAUGCUUCCCACCUUGUCAAUCAAGAUGAUCCCAACGUGCUAGAGAUCUGGAAUUUGGUGUUCAUACAGUUCAACAGAGAGGCUGACGGGACCUUGAAACCGCUGCCAAAGAAGAGCAUUGACACUGGCAUGGGGCUGGAGCGGCUGGUGUCUGUGCUGCAGAACAAAAUGUCCAACUAUGACACCGAUCUCUUUGUGCCUUAUUUUGAGGCUAUUCAGAAGGGGACUGGCUGCCGGCCUUACACCGGGCAGGUUGGCGAGGAAGAUGUCGAUGGCAUAGAUAUGGCUUAUCGGGUCCUGGCUGACCACGCCCGAACCAUCACCAUAGCCCUUUCAGAUGGGGGGAGACCUGAUAACACCGGCAGAGGGUAUGUUCUGAGGCGCAUCCUCCGACGUGCUGUGCGCUAUGCCCACGAGAAGCUCAAUGCUCCCAAGGGGUUCUUCGCCACACUGGUUGAUGUGGUGGUACAGUCCCUGGGUGGAGCCUUCCCCGAACUAACAAAAGAUCCAGAUAUGGUAAAAGAUGUUAUCAACGAAGAGGAGGUGCAGUUCUUGAAGACACUCAAUCGAGGACGACGCAUUCUUGACAGGAAGAUUCAGAGCUUGGGAGACAAUAAAAUAAUUCCUGGAGACACAGCCUGGCUACUAUAUGACACUUACGGUUUCCCUGUGGAUCUCACUGGGCUUAUUGCAGAAGAGAAGGGGCUAAAAGUUGACAUGGAUGGCUUUGAGGAGGAGAGGAAGACUGCUCAGUUGAAGUCCCAGGGCAAGGGAGGUGGUGAUGAAGAUCUCAUCAUGUUGGACAUCUAUGCUAUUGAAGAUCUCCGCUGCAGAGAUCUGGAGGCCACAGAUGACUCCCUGAAGUACAACUAUUCGUCAGAUCCGAACGGCUCCUACGAGUUUGAUAGCCCUAGGGCCACAGUGAAAGCUCUCCGACGGGAAAAGACCUUUGUGGAGGAAGUUCAUACAGGCCAAGAGUGUGGGGUUGUACUGGACCAGACUUGCUUCUAUGCUGAACAGGGUGGACAAAUCUAUGACGAAGGCUACUUUGUUAAAGAAGAAGAUGGCAGUGAAGAUAAGACGGAGUUUACAGUGAAAAAUGUACAAGUCCGAGGGGGUUACGUGCUCCACAUGGGCACAGUCUAUGGGAACCUCAAGGUGGGAGAUUCUGUGCGCCUGUUUAUUGAUGAGCCAAGGCGAAGGCCCAUUAUGAGCAAUCAUACUGCCACCCACAUCCUCAACUUUGGUUUACGUUCUGUGCUGGGGGAAGCUGAUCAGCGAGGAUCCUUGGUGGCUCCAGACCGAUUGCGGUUUGACUUCACUGCCAAGGGAGCCAUGUCUACACAGGAAAUCAAGAAGACAGAACAGAUUGUUAAUGGGAUGAUUCAGGAAGCCAAGAUUGUGUAUGCCAAGGACUGUCCCCUGGCAGCUGCCAAGGCCAUCCAAGGCCUCCGAGCAGUCUUUGAUGAGACUUAUCCUGACCCCGUACGUGUUGUCUCCAUUGGCAUACCAGUGGAGGACAUGCUGGCUGAUCCCUCCAGUGCAGCGGGUGCCAUCACAUCGGUCGAGUUCUGCGGGGGGACGCAUUUGCAGAACUCGAGUCAUGCUGGACAUUUUGUCAUUGUGUCGGAAGAAGCGAUAGCUAAAGGCAUCCGGAGGAUAGUGGCCAUCACUGGUGCAGAAGCACAAAAGGCGUUGAGGAAAGCAGACAGUCUGAAAAAGCAGCUGGCUGACCUGGAAACCAAAGUGAAGAUCCAAAGGACUCCCAACAAAGAAGUCCAACGUGAGAUUGCAGAUCUCGGCGAGGCCCUGGCUACUGCCGUCAUUCCCCAGUGGCAAAAGGAUGAGCUCAGAGAGGCCCUAAAAGCACUAAAGAAGGUUAUGGAUGAUUUGGAUCGGGCCAACAAGGCAGACAUCCAGAAACGAGUGCUGGACAAGAUGAAGCAGCUCAUUGAGGCUUAUCCCAACCAGCCCCUAGUCAUUCUGGAAAUGGAGAAUGGUGCUUCUGCGAAGGCAUUGAAUGAAUCCUUGAAACUCUUGAAAACCCAUUCUCCUGAGACCUCAGCCAUGCUUUUCACCGUGGAUAAUGAAGCAGGCAAAAUUACCUGUUUAUGCCAAGUCCCUCAGGAAGUUGCCAGCAAAGGGCUGAAGGCCAGUGAGUGGGUGCAGCAGGUCUCCAGGCUGAUGGACGGCAAGGGAGGAGGGAAAGACCUGUCAGCCCAGGCCACAGGCAAAAACACCGGUUGCCUCGAGGAAGCUCUGCAGGUGGCCACAGAAUUUGCCAAGCUCAAGCUUGGCGAGCUGAAGAACUGAACCCCGCCUAGGAUCAAACUCCAGAAGGAUGUUCCUUGCCUGCAGGCCAAUAGCUUAGAAGUUUAUUUUAGGGGCAUCUGCGGAGGACUAGACUGUACCUGGUUAUCCGACAUUCAUCUGCUUUUGACACUAACCCAAGAGAGGUGGUUGGAAAGGGCAGUGAUCUGGAUACCCGGCCAUGAAACCAGGGCUGUGCCCCUUUGAGUCCCAUCUCCUGGGAAUAGCCCAGCUGUCUCAGGACACCUGCUGCUGAGGGACUGACCUUCCUUUUGUACACCCAUUGUCACAUAAGUGUAUCCUUUGUUGCAAUGCCACUGUGCAGUUUAAAGGAAAUUCCGCAUUGUUUCCUUCUCAUCUGUGGUUUAAGCGCUGAGGUUGGGGUGUCAUAAUGUGAGUAUGUGCAGGGAUGACCAUUGCCUGCUGUCAUCACACGUCUCCUUUCUAACUGUGGAAACCCUCCCUCCACUCAUUUUAUUCACCUCUGUUAGAGCAAGCCUGCCCUCCCCGUGAAAAAUUGUGGGUCAGAUAGGGCCAGUGUUAUGAAUAAAGAAGCAAACACCACAUAUUGCAUGCUGGAAAUAAUGAACAUGUCAUUUUACUGGAUCAGCACAUUGCAUGCAAGCAGGGACAAAGUACAAGCUUCGGAUCUACGCAAUUCAUUCUCCACUUCUUUGCAUGGGUUUGGAGAAAACAUUAGGAAAAUGAAGCCUUAUCGCAGUGUUUCUCAAUCUUGGCAACUUUAAGAUAUGUGGACUUCAACUCCCAGAAUUAACUCUGGGUAAUCUUAAUUACCCUAUUAUGCCCAGCUAGAUGUCAGCAUCCAGCAAGCCUUGGGUGAUCUUGAAAAAGCUAAGCAGGGUGAGGCCAGGCUCCUACUUGGGUGGAUGACUGUCAGGGUUGUAGACUAGACUGGGAAUUUGGAAAAGCCUCACUUGGGAGAAGUCAGUAUUGAGCCACUUCCAUGUUGUUGCCACAGAAUUCACCUGAACACGGUCGUGGAGUCACCUGGAAUCAAGCUUGACUCAAAGAGGUCUUGACUUUGUUAACUCAAAUGACUGUUCACCUCUUUCAAGCCAUACCAGAGGAAGAAAGACCCACUAAUCUCAAAAUUUAUUGCAGCUUAAUUUAGUGUUAUAUAAAUACUGAUCUACAUGAUGCUACUGUAUGGGUUGAGGAAGUGUUCUCAGAGAAGGAGGACUUAGAGAUGAACAUAUAAUUAGCUUUCUUCUCUUUAUACUGCAAGUUUCUUAGACUUUAAAGGUAAAGAAGCCUUAAGUCAAGUCAAGCUCCACUACAGCCAAGCAAUCUUCUUGGCAGCAUUACAGAAAUGGUUUGCCAUUUCCUUCCAUUUUUUUCUUUAAACUUCCCAGUCUGGCCUACAGCCCUGGAAUUCUCAGGUGGUUCCGCAUCCAAGUACUAACCUUGGUUGAUCCUGCUUAGCUUCUGAGAUGAACUGAUCCUAAAGCCUGCUAACCUUCAUUUUUACCUCCAUCUUGUAGAUGCAUAGCAUCGGGCUGUUAAGAAUUUGUAGGAGCUGUGGCAUUAGACCCAAAGGCCAGGAAAACCAGAAUGAUUAGAAGUGUGGGUUCUGCCCUUCGUUGGUUUUAUGCAUUUCUAAAUUAAUGGCCCUUGUGUGGUUUAAUUGCCUGUUUCAAAAGUAUCAACAGGUAGAGGCAGUGAAAAAUGUUUGCAUGCUGUCUUGAGUCCUUGUUAGCUCACAGCUACAUGCAGUUCACAGGAGAGGCACUUAAAAGGAAAACAAAGUGACUGCAUCAUUUAGCAGUGGCAUUCUGCUUGAGGAAGAGUUCUUGAAAGCCUGCACAUCGCUUGUAAGUGUAAAUGAGACUAAUAAAGCUGCUGUUGUUGUGGGCAGUAGGUGAAUUAGAACAAGGAA